This is a messenger RNA of Spirodela intermedia, 2091 nucleotides long. NCBI's taxonomy places the organism in Eukaryota, Viridiplantae, Streptophyta, Magnoliopsida, Alismatales, Araceae. The record is from the annotation of a GenBank genome assembly.
AUGAUCAGGGAAAUUAAAAACAUCGGUUGAUGAUCUUGACUUGCUCCCCAUCAGAUUAAGAGGAGUUAAAUCAAGAAGAUCUCAUUUGGCAUUGAUAUUUCUCAUGAAAGAGUUUGGGGCUGUAAAUGAUAUUCUAAUGAAAAUCAUUGAUGGUACACCAAAAUUGGCCUACAACGCAAAGUAAUAUAAUAUAUGGUAAUGUUAACAACUUUUAUACUACAAAAUAUUUUUAAAUGUAAGUAAAUAUUUUAUAAAAAAAUCACGUUCUUGAAUGCAUUGUAUCCAGCCUUUUUUUGUUAGUUGUGGAUAACUCCCUAGAUUGGCUGCUUGUCCCCCUCCUAUCACCCACGUUGGUGCUGCAGUUUAGUUGAGAGAGAGAGAGAGAGUGAGAGAGAGAGAGAGAGAGAGAGAGAGAGAGAGAGAGAGAGAGAGAAUUGUGAUUUUAAUAAAUUAUAAAUUGUAAUCGAUAUUAUUACUGUCUUUGUGUUCACCCAAAAUGAUGGAUAAAGGGUCAGGUUUCAUUUUGGGGGUAUUUCUUUUAAAUCAAUUUAGGAACAUAUUCAUUUGAGAUACAGUUUAUUUUAUUUAUUGAUAAAUGACCUUGUAAAUCUGUGGAAAGUUAGAUAGGGUCUGUUGGUAGAUCCGCAGGUACAUUAUACUUCCAGGGCCGUGGCCAAGUUUGGAAAACUUAAAGCGGCCUCCAGGCCCAUUGACACCCAUGUUCCGACCCAAAAGGGGUAACUUUAGAUAAAUGGGUCACCUCAUCUCUCGUUUGAAAGGCUGGCUGGCUGCUCAUGGAAAAAUCUAUUAUUAAAAUGCAUCCCCAGAACUUUAUGUACCUUUGCAUUCCUCGCCCUGUGCGAUUCAUUCAUUAAUGGCCAGGAAGGCUGCUCGGCGAGCUAGGCACGCUUUCUCUCUCUCUCUCUCUCUCUCUCUCUCUCUCCCCUCUGCCUGUCCCCCUUCCCUCUUCUUCCCCACUCCCCUCGUCGUUUGCCCCUGCGGUGGUCGGUGGAGUGGGCCCAGCGGUGGGCUAGCUUUGCCCGAUAUACCAGACUGCCCUGUGUCAGACGUAUUUUUGAGAGAGAGAAAGAGCUGGGCCGCACUCGGAGAGGGAGCAACUGAGCGUGGGGGAAUGGCUUCGGAAGUCGCGCACUGUGAACCCCAUUGGCUUCUGUAAUUGUUGACGUGGCGGACCCUCGAAAGACGGCAACUUUGAAAAGCCACUGCCUUUGUCAGUUCAAAGCUCGCCCUGUUCGCAAGGAAGGUGUACACAACUAAACGCGCCGCAUGGUCUCAGCGGCUUAGAAAACGAAAUCCUACAUAAUUCCACAUAACUGCUUCGAUCGCCAGAUUCUUAUUCUUAUGCAAUCUUUCCAAUGUCUAAUGAGGAGGGCCGGUCUUCCGGCAGACCCGAGCUUGCGGGAAGACGAGGCCAGGCUUACAGUAGUAUCCCUUGUCGGGCUCGCAGUGCAAGUCGAGGGAGCAGAUGCACAUGCCCUCCAGAGCACACCCCUUCCCUGCGUUCACCGGGCUCUUCCCCCCCAGGCCCAGCACGGCGUCCGUCCAGUCGGAAGAGAACAGCCCGUCCCUGUCGUACUUGGUCAUUGCCGCCACGAACUUGUCGCCCUUCGCCCCCAGCUUCUCUCGCACGUUGAGGAACCCGACGUUCCGAUUCUUCCCCCAGUGCGGCAUGCCGUUGAAUUUGAAGAGCGCCAUCUGCUCGAUCUCCUCCAGCACGUCUUCGUCCAGCCGCGGGGUGCCAGGCUUGUGGGAGCGGUAGUAGGUGAUGUCGAUAUCGACGGAAUCGGCGGUCUUGCCCAGGUAGGCGGUGGAGCUGCGGACAAACCUCAUGAGGAAGCCGUAGUAGAGUUCGAUGCCGCAGAAGGCGCUGGGCCUCAGGUCCCGGAGCUUCUUCACUUCGGCGAUGAAGCUGGCGAUGUCAGUCAGUGGGAUGCUGAUCGUCGUCUGCUGGUAGAACAGGCCAGCAAUCCGAGGGUCCCAUGCGCACACGGUGAGCAGGCCGUCCUCCCCACUCGUCAAGCAAGAUCCUGUCCACAGCGAGGAAAAAAUUCUCUUCAAUAUUUAAUCUAA